This is a messenger RNA of Rhincodon typus (whale shark), 5390 nucleotides long. RefSeq names its product myocardial zonula adherens protein-like. Gene Ontology annotation, biological process: transcription elongation by RNA polymerase II; intracellular signal transduction; maintenance of ER location. The transcript has 18 exons. Gene Ontology annotation, cellular component: RNA polymerase II, holoenzyme; nuclear envelope; intracellular anatomical structure. Gene Ontology annotation, molecular function: transcription elongation factor activity. NCBI's taxonomy places the organism in Eukaryota, Metazoa, Chordata, Chondrichthyes, Orectolobiformes, Rhincodontidae. The record is from RefSeq and is a predicted model, not a curated record. Bases 280 to 2994 code for a protein of 904 amino acids.
CCUUCCGGCACCGGCUGAGGGCAGGUGGAUGUUUGAGAACAUUUGUUUAUCCUGCGGUGGUGGGACUUCAUGACAGUGUUCCUCUGGAACUCGCUCAAUUUUACAACAAGCUCGUACCAUCGUCAAAACUCUUUUCAAAGGUCACGCAGCAAAACUUAUCCGAGACUAGGAUUUUUGCCGGGAGAGAAACUGCAGUAGGAUAUGCCGAGGAGAGUUUCUGCUACUUUUUCUGGGGAGUAGCUGGUAAAAUCCAAGUCCUGGAUAUCACUCACAGGGACAAUGUUACAUUUUAGAACAGCAACAACGUGCACCAUUGCUGAAUCACCGGAGCCUGUUCGGAGGAGUAACAUUCGAAGGGUCCGCCUGACUCUGCACAGUGAUGGCAACUCGACCUCAACGGGGGAUGAAACCAAAAAGAGGGGCAAAGCAGAAACGGAGGACAAAACGAAUACAGGAAACAGCCAGAAAUGCAAUGAAUUUCUCCAAACUGAAAGUGACAGAACACAAUCAUUAAAAUUGCAUGUUUCCAAUGGCUUGGGUCCAGAGACAUCUCCUCACAGGCGGAUGUAUGGAGUGGUGAAGAGUGCAGAUGCAAAUAAGACCGAGGUGGUUGUGUAUGAAUGGUCAGUGAACCAGCUUAAAGAGGAAAUGAACUACAUUAAAGAGGUGAGACAUUCGUUGGAGAAAGUUAGACAACAAAUGUUUGGUGAGUUUAAUGGAAUGAAGAAGCAAUUACAAGAACUCUCAAAUGAAGUGAAGGCAUCCGAGGCACGGCAGGAAUUGCUGCAGAAGGAGGUGAGGAGCAACUCUGCAGCCCUUGAGCAGUGCAGCCAGAUGAACAACUCCCUGACAGCUCUGACGAUUGACAUGCAGAGAUCUUUCCUUGAUUCGACAGUAGUUGCCAACAAGAGGAGGGAGGAAAUGGAAUCACUCCGCAAGAAAUAUCACAAAUCACUGGAGCAAACGAAAGAAAAGGAUCAGCAAAUUGAGAAUGCACAAGCUGAAAAUCAGAUUCUCAAACUAAAGAUAGAAUCUUCCCAGGAAGCCAAUGCCAGUGCAAUGCGAGAUAUGACCAAGAAGCUCUAUGAUCAAUAUGAAGCGAAACUAAAAGAGGCCAAGAAACAACACCAAGCUGAAAUGGAGGCCAUUCAGGCCCGAAUAAACCAGGCUGUCCAAGAACUGGAAGAAGCCAACAAGAAGGCUGCAGAAGCAGAACAGAAAAUAGCAGAAAGGGACCAGAGGAUUCAAGAACUGGACGAAUUCAUUGCUCGAAUGGGGAAGGAGCGUCACCUUUUACAACAGAAGUUACAAGAACAGGAGAGACAGCUCUGGCAGCUCCAACAAAGGGAUGAACUAGACUCAGGAAACCUCAGAAGGUCUCAGAAACUGGAGGAGGAAGCUGCCAGUCUGCGGGAAAGAAUUCAGCACCUGGACAACAUGGUACACUGUCAACAGAGAAAAGUCAAGCAAAUGAUUGAAGAGAUAGAAGUCCUGAAGAGUAAAAUUGAACAAAAAGAUGUGACAAUCGAAGACUUGAUGGAAAGGAUUUCAUUUUUGGAAGCUGAGAAUAAAGAACUCCAGGACAAACUUGACUAUAUGAUGUCUUUGGAUCAACGCAAAAUGGUGCAAACCAGUGAACAAGCAGUUUCAUGUGAUAUUCCCAUCAGGAAUACUCCAGUAAAAGGCAGGCGGGAGUUUCCGGUCUGGAGGAGGAGACUUCCGGUGUCAUGGCGGCCCCCGGGCUUUGGUGACGGUUUCGGGUUUGACUCGGCUCUGGCCACAAUGUCAACGGCGCUGACAGAGCGGCAGGGAGUCAUAGGGGACCUGCAGCAGAAAUCAAAGGCCGAGCUGCUGGAGCUGCUGAGGCGGCAGAAAAAACUCCAGGCCAAUCGGAAGUUUAUCCAGAGCCUGCCAGACAAAGGUAAACGAAUUGCUGAGUUUAUAAAAAAACUAGAAGCAGCAAUUUCUCAGCAUGAAGAAGUGGAGCGAGCAGCUGAAAUGCUUUCAGCUUUUAAACUGGAGUUUCAAAACAAGCAACAGGUGAUAACGCCUGACAAGGAGGAAAUUCUCAAUCUCAAGACGGCAUCCCCAACUCUAACACCAGGGCAAGAAGUUGGAAACCAAUUGAAGGAUUGUAAUGAAGCUGAGAAAUGUGAAUAUGUUUUGAGAAAAGAUGAUGGUGAAGCAACUAUAAACAGAGACAAAUUAAAUUGGGAGAGACAUGCAGUAUUUGAAAAAGACCAUGCACCAUCAGGAAGGUUCACAGCUAAGAGUGCUACAAGAACUGAGAACUCUCAGGAUUCUGUGUUGGACAACCAGAGAACCAUGUAUAUACAGCAGGAAAGAAACAAUCCUGUCCAUCUGCAUGACAUGGCAAAUGACCUGGAAGCAGAUCUUGUCAAUAGAGCUGACUUGCUUAGUGACAGGCUUGACAAAGUUACUCUGACAGAUAAUGGGCACAGAAAAGUACCUCAUAAAAUCCAUGAUGAUCCAACUUUAAACGAUAAUGUCAAAUUUAAUGACAAUCCAUUUCAAGCUCUGCACCUAGAAAAGAAAAGACCUCAUUAUAUUGACAUACUGGAGCACAGGGCCAAGAAUCCAAUGAUGAAAAGAGCACAAUUCAAAACUAACCACCCAAUACAGGAAUCACCCAGUUCAUCUCCACAUGAAUCACCUGGCAGAUCGGCACUAAAACUGUCUCCAGCAGAGCGAAGGUUAAGGGACCGAAAACAUCUGGAUGAUGUCACAGCUGCUAGACUGCCUCCACUUUACCAUUCUCCUGCUCAACUACUGUCGGUAGAAGAGUCUAGAGAACUACAAAUAUCACAGAAGCAAAAGUAUGAGUCCACACAGGCCAAGUUAGCUGCGGAAAAACUAACACAAAGAUUGAAUGUUAAAAUGAUGAACUUUGACCCGGAAGGCGCAUCUGCUACAGCUUUUCGAGAAUAUAGGGAUCGAGGAGACAGCAAUUCUUCAGAAGAAGAUUUGAGCUGACAAACAUCCCUCCAAUAAUGAAAAAUCAAAAGUUGUGCCUUAGUGGUGACAAUUGAGAGGCUGUAAACAAGCUGUCCUAUCUAUGCAAAAAUUCUAUUGCAACAUGUAACAUAGUUUUCAUACAUAGGUUUACAGAGGCUAACGCUGGUCCUUUUAUUCUUGACAUUAUAAGUAAAUUAUACCAUAUGUACAUUGUGUAAAUUGUAUAGAUGAGAAGUCUUGUGCAGCAUGGAAGGCGAGUGGUCGUUCACUUUGCACCAAUAUUGUCUGUUUCACUUUUUUAAUACUAUUGCUGCACUGCACAUUUUAUUAAUUCAAAGAAUAAACUAUUUGCAUAUUAUACAACAAAGUAAAAUUAAAGUCAAAAAUAUUGAUCAUUUAAAAGUGAAUAGAUGAGUGAGCUGUUUUAAUUUGUGCUUUAAAAAGUUGUGAAGAAAGGUAAAGUUGAGUCAUUUAUUUCUGUCACUGGCUAUUGGUAAUACAUUGUGUCACUAAAGCAAUAUUGUUUUUAAAAAGUAGGGAUAAUAAAUUGCAACAUGCAAUGGUUUAUUUUUAUAAGGCAUAUUUUCCUAGGUGCUUAAUGGUCUGACCUGUUACAUUGCGCUGACUUAUCUUUGGUGCAAUUUAGCUAGAAUUAGUGUAAUGUACACAAAAUAUUGCAGAAUUUUAAAUGCAAUUUGUGUUCAACACAAUUCUAGAUUCUGUGAUCAUUUGCACUAAUUUUAAGAAUAUACUUGUAUAAGUAGGUCCUACCCAUAGUGCAAUGAUACCCAAUCCAUGUUUCUUCUCAUUGUGUGUAGGCCUUUCUAGUAGGUUUUUAAAGUUAAGGUUUUAAGUGAACUUAAGUUUAUUUUGGUGCAAGAUAUCUUCCUUCCCACCCAACAGAUUAUUAAUCUCUGUCUUGAAUAAACUUAAUCAUUAAGCAUUCACUGAUCCAAGAUUAAGAAAAAACACCUUUUGGGUGAAGACGUUUUUUUUCCCCUCACUUUUGUUGUAAGUGGGCAAUCCCUUAUUCUGAAACAACGGCCUGUAGUUCUCAACUCCCCAGUCAGAAGAAAUUUCCCAGGCAUUGACAUUAUCAAUCCUUUUAACAGUUAUGCAUUUCUGUGAGACCAGCUCUUACUUUUCCAUAUUAUUUAUUUACAUAGGUUAAAUGUUACAUAGUAUUAGAUAUGCAAAUUAGUUUGAGCAGAACUCCAGGGAAACAUUUUCAAAAUGGAUGCAGAGUUGUGCUGGAAACAGUAAUUAUGCCUAAAGCAGAAACUGUGCCCCAGUAUCUGUCCAACCCAUAUCAUUGUAUGGCAUGAAAAAAUUAGAGAUUUAAAACAAGUGUUAUUUACAGCCUUGUUUACAAUCCUCCAUUUAAAUCACUUUGGGAACCAGUUGAAACCGGACUUGACUAUACAAUGUAAAUUUAAUCUAGAAGAUUGGAAGGAAAUUUAUUUUGACAUUGUCUUGUUCCAUCUACGUUAUUUGUGGCCCUAAAAUUUUUUCUACCUAAACCAAGCAAGUCCAUAACCUUAGUUUGGACAGAUUGAGUCAAUCUCUUAGCAGACACAGCCUGUUUGAAUUAAAUGAAGAAGUUUCCAACUCAUGUUUGGAACCACAUCCUAUGAAGAGAUUGGUAUCUUCAGGAAAAAGAAGUAAGAUCAUCUAUUCCUAAAUGGUUUCCAUAAAGCUAACUGGGAGGGUAGUAAUCCCUAUAAAUGAUGACUGCAUUCAAAUUGAAAUCUUUUAGUGAUUGAGUCAUGGAGUCACACAGCACAGAAACAGACUGUUCAGUCCAACUCUUCCAUGCUGACAAAGUUUCUCAAACUAAUCUAGCCCCACUUGCCUGUACUUUGACCCAUGUCCGUCUUAAAUUUUCCCUAUUCACGUACCUAUCCAAAUGUCUUUUAAAUGUCGUGACUAUUCCCACAUCUACCACUUCCUCUGGCAGUUCAUUCCACAUACAAACCACCCUCUGCAUGGAAGAAGUUGCCCCUCAGACCCCUUUUAAAUCUUUCCCCUCUCACCUUAAAAAGAUGCCCCCUAGUUUUGAGCUACCUCACCUAGGGAAAAGACCUUUGCUAUUCACUUUAUCUAAGCCCCUCAUGAUUUUAUAAACCUCUGUAAGGUCACCCCUCAAGUUCCUACGCUGCAGUGAAUAAAAGUCCAGGCUAUUCAGCCUCUCCUUAUAAUUCGAAUAUUCUAGUCCAGCAAUAACCUUGUAAAUCUUUUAAUAAUGUUCUUCCUAUAGACCAGUGCUGUACACAAUACACCAAAAGUGGCCUCACCAACGUAGAUGUUUCUGAAUUGUUGCUAACACACCAUUCAUGUCAGGAGAUGAUAUUGUGAUUUUUAUACUAGAGGAGUUUUACCUCUUUAUUUUCUUCCCCCUUCUAGCCAAAUCUUGA